Messenger RNA from Gasterosteus aculeatus aculeatus (three-spined stickleback), 4522 nucleotides. It is a transcript of the gene add3a, whose product is annotated as adducin 3 (gamma) a. NCBI's taxonomy places the organism in Eukaryota, Metazoa, Chordata, Actinopteri, Perciformes, Gasterosteidae. Gene Ontology annotation, cellular component: cytoskeleton; plasma membrane; postsynaptic density. The record is from RefSeq and is a predicted model, not a curated record. Gene Ontology annotation, molecular function: actin filament binding. Gene Ontology annotation, biological process: barbed-end actin filament capping.
UGCGGAAGACUUCAUUCGCAGGAUAUGUUACUUCGUGUGGCACGUUUACGACGUGCGCGGCGUUGGCGAGACGCGGUGCACGCGAGGAGGCCGCAGGGAGGCUGGCUACUCCUCUGCAGCUCCUGGGGCAGAUAAGGGAGAUAUUGUCGGAGGAGGAGGAGCGUGAAGGAAAGAGGGGAGACGGGCCACAGCUCUGCGCUGCACACAGCUACAAUGGGAGAGGCGUGUUAGAGCGAGAGCAGUACAGCCGAGGGACUCGCUGCAGUGCAGGUGGAUCACAACCAGAGGCCGAGGCUCACAGGCAGCAGCGUGACUCCGACUGGCUUUCCAGCAGGCUGCUUUCUCACUGCCGUCUUGUCUUGUUGCCACUGUGCACUUGUGACAUCUUCUCCGAGCUGACAGUAUUAAGGAAGAGGACGUAGAUUGGGAUAAACUACCACGCGGGAGUCGUAGCGGCACCACGCAGCGAGCGACACAGGUGAAGCAGGCAUGAGCGCCGACGGCCACCGGGAGGUGGUGACCACCCCUCCCCCACCGAGCGGCGGGGCGAAGGAGCGCUACUUCGACCGCGUCAACGUCAACGAUCCAGAGUACGUCAGGGCCAGGAACAUGUCACCCGACCUCCGGCAGGACUUCAACGUCCUGGAGCAGAAGAAGCGCGUCACGCAGAUCCUGCAGAGCCCUGCCUUCAAGGAGGAGUUGGAGAGUCUCAUCACGGAGCAGCAGCGGAUAGGGAACAACACUACGGGCCUGCUGGCCCUCAGGCAGAUCGCUGACUUCUUCAUGUCGACCUCGGUGGGCGGCUUCAACACCUCCCCUCUCAGUCUGGGGAUGGUCACGCCCAUCAACGACUUGUACGGAGUAGAAUCAACCGCGAUGGUGAAAGGCGAGAAGCUGGCGCGCUGUAAGCUGGCCAGCACGUACAGACUGGUGGACCUGUUCAGCUGGGCCCACCUCUCCAACUCCUACAUCACCAGUCGAGUCAGCAAAGAGCAAGACCACAUCCUCAUCAUCCCCAGAGGACUGUCAUUCGCUGAGGCAUCCGCAUCAAAUCUGUUGAAGGUCAACAUCCUCGGCGAUGUGAUCGAGCAGGGCUCCACCAACCUGAGGAUCGACCCCGCGGGUUUCAGCCCCCACGCCGCCAUCUACUCCAUGCGUCCAGACAUCCGCUGCGUCCUGCACGCGCAAACUCCCGCCAUGGCUGCUGUGUCAUCCAUGAAGUGCGGCAUCCUGCCCAUUUCCCAGGAGGCAUUGAUCCUGGGGGAUAUCGCCUACUACAGCUACCAGGGCAGCCUGGACGACCAGGAGGACCGCAAAGAGCUGCAGAAGGCCCUGGGCCCCACGGCGAAGGUUUUGGUGCUGAGGAAUCACGGUGUAGUUGCUCUCGGGGAGAGCGUCGAGGAGGCCUUUACCUACAUGUACACCGCCCAAUAUGUCUGUGAGAUCCAGGUGAAGGCCAUGGCGUGUGCCGGCGGCGUGGACAACCUGAUAGUGCUGGACUCGGCCAAGUUGAAAUCACAAGUGCACACCGUUGCCAAGGACGGAUCUGUCAACAUGUGUGCCAGCCAGAAGUGGAAGUUUGGCGAGAUGGAGUUCGAGGCCCUGAUGAGGAUGCUGGAUAACCUGGGCUACAGGACGGGCUACACGUACAGGCACCCCAUCGUCCGGGAGAAGCCCAGGCACAAGAGCGACGUGGAGAUCCCCGCCACGGUCUCGGCCUUCAUGUUCGAGGAGGACGGGGACUGCAGCGCCACGCGGAUGCCCUUCAAGUUCCUGCAGCAGCGGCAGCAGAGGGAGAAGACGCGCUGGCUCAAUUCGCCCAACAGCUACACCAAGGUCAACGUGGAGGGCGGAGAGGAGCGCUACAACAGCCGGACGACCACGUGGAUGAAGGCGGAGGAGACGGGAACCCCGAUCCGGAUCGAGGACGCCAAUCAGUUCGUCCCCCUCAACACGGACCCCACUGAGGUGCUGCAGAAGAGGAACAAAAUCCGAGAACAGAACCGCUUCGACAUGAUGUCGUCGGGGCCGCGCUCUCAGCACCUCGCCGGAAUCCCCGUCGACGAACCGCGACGGGAUCUGGGGCAUACAAAAGUUCUGCCAUACGUGCCCACUGAGGAGGAGCAGAUGGCUCCCUUGCCUCCUAACCCCUUCAGUGAGCAGGCAGAGAGGGAGAUGCAGGAGUACUACACAAACGUGGAGAGGAGACAUCUAAGCCCCGGUGAUGGAGAGCACGAGCUAACCUCCGACGACGGCUCCACUCUCUCCCAGUCUGUGUCUCUCACCCAGUCGCUGCAGAGCACUCCGGCUAAAGAAGCCAACCACGCGGCCCUGAUGAACGGCAAAGACGGCCACGGCGCCGCGGACGAGGAGCUGUCCAGUCGCGUCAGCCGGCUGACCACCAGCGCGGAGAGCGUGGAGAUCACGGUGCGCUCCGGCGAGAAGAUCGAGGAGGCGCUGUCCCCCGAGAGCUCGCCCUCCAAGUCGCCCGGCACCAAGAAGAAGAAGAAGUUCCGCACGCCGUCCUUCCUGAAGAAGAACAAGAAGAAAGAGAAGACGGAGGCCUGAGAGCAGACAGGAAGGCCGUCUGCGCCGAGGAAGAGGGACGAGGGCCGGAAGCCCCGUCUUUGUGUUUCAUGUCUGUGUUUUUAUUUUGUCUCCGUCUGCGACGCCCUUUUAUGUGUUAUCCUUUUAUUCAAAUCUCUUAACAAAAGGUUUUAUGUGCAAAAGGCAGAAGAACGACUCAGAUUGAGAGAAAAAAAACGGUUAUCAAGCGUAGCAACAAAAAAGAAGAAGACGAGAAUGAAGUUUGGGGUUCGGCAUGUGGGUGCACAAAUUACAGCUGCAGCACAUCUGGGGGGUCUGGGGUGGGUGUUGCGUGUGUGCACACGUGAUCACCUGUGUGGUACUCUUAACAGGGCUCCUUGAUCCUGAAUAACUGGCCCCUCCUGUGUUUUUAGAACUGGAAACCACGCAGCAUAUUUCAUGCUUCAAAGUACAAUUGGAUCCAACGAUUACGUGGCAGCGCGAGUGUCGUUUAACUGCACAAAUAGAACCCCUUUGUUUUUUAGGUUUUGUUUUUACAUCUGGGCCACGUGACCGAGAGGCCACAUGACAUCUGAAGUCACACUGGAAAACUGGUUCCAGGAUGAAGAGCCAAGCGCUGGUGUUGAUUCAGAGGUUUUCUCUCUCACGGCCUUCUGAUGCAAAGCGUCUCGUUGGCUGAUUUUGGUUGAACUAGAAGAGCGGGUUGAAACUUGACUGGACAACAAUGUGAGGAUGAAGGCUGGCGGUUUAUCACGUUAACAUCAUUGCAAAGGCGCUGACUCGCUCAAUUUAUUUAUGUCGCAUUUUCACAUCUUCCACUCUUGAUCUCGACGUUGUUGCCAAACUAAAACCAAGAAGCAAUCUCAUUGCAGCAGAGCGUCCCUGCGUAGUUCGUCAUCUCAUGAAAUGUGAUCUUUUUUUUUAUUCAACACAAAUUUGGUAUUAAUCCACUCUGUUUUGUACUCGUUCGUAAGCUUUUGCAGAGAAUUGCAGCCGUCAAGCACGUUUUCUCUUUUUGCAAGAACUGAAUUUAUAUGCCUGACUUUGUUCUUUAGUGAUGCCUGAAUGCUGAAAUUAUAUUCUAACAUGCAGAGUACACAAAUUUACUUUAUAACACAGAUAUAUGAAAACUGGAAAUGUUGGCUAUAGAUUUUUAACUAAAUAUAUUUUUUAUUUUUUUGUGCUGCACUUUUCUUGUGGUAUAUAAAUCAUUUCAGUUGCAAGUGGUUUCACCACUGAAGGAGAUUGUGAAGUCAUUUGAUAAAAGUUGUGCAAGUAGCAAGCAAAGCAAUGGUGUCUGAGAAAGGUCAGGACCCCGAAAGUGAGUCGAAUGAAGCAGGAAAGAAUAGUCUUUCGUUGGUGUCGCACAUGAGAACUCUCCACUUCAACAAAACAGGAAGUGUAGUGUCGAAGUAGCAUGUCAAAAUGUCUGCGGGCGCCGGCUGAAAUGAGUCACGGGUUGCGGAGCGGUGACACAUUUCUAGUUUACCCUGUUUUGUUUUUUUAAAGCAAUAUUCAAAUGAUUUUUCUCCAUUAUUUUUGAUGAUGAGACAAAGGUUGCCAUUGGCGUCCGCCUGCUCGGGCUUCAAACACCCCAAAAAAAGAGCGCUGUUAUCUCCCCAGUGACUGCAUCGACACCCCUCAGGUUCCCGCAGACUUUGUUUCUGUUUCAGUUGCUGCAUCCACAGCGGCUUUAUUCGCCAUUCAUUUCCUCCUGGAAUAUUACAAGGAGGUCGUAUAUAUACAUCUUUUUUUUAUUAUUAUCAUUUGAUUGCUCUCGGAGCCCGGUUGUCGUUUCAGCUUCUCCAGUAAAAACAAUCGUGCUGUAACUGUCGGAUGACCCACAGUUGAACUCUCCAAAGUGUAACGUGUUUCCACUUAUCCUCCCCAUGGCAGUUUAACCAGAUGUACCAAUAUCCCAGCUAGCAAUGUGAAGUAUUGGAUUUGGGGGGAGGGUUAGGGAUACAUGUUUAGC